AUGCUACAUUUAACAAAUGAAUUGUUCAAUGAAUAUGUAGAAGCUUUUCAGGAUGUUAUUUUGACGAAUUGCCGUUCCAGCAAUCGCAUGGUGUACUUUGAUGUAAUAUAUUCUUAUGUUAAAAGGAAAGGAAAUAAAUCCUACAUCAUGACACAUGCUCGAUUAACUAAAACUGUUGACAUUAAUUUUACAAUAUGCUUUGACGAUUUUUAUAGUGUUCCUGUAUUCCAUUUCAGGCUCAAAAUAGAUGGUGUGAUAUUAUUUUCUACUGAUUUAAUUUCAAAAGCCAACCUGGUGUUGGGAAUCAAGAAUGUUGCUGGUUUUACGCUUGAGGCUCACCCUUUGUUUGAUGAUACAUGGUUUUUAGUACAUCCUUGUGAAGCUUUGUCGUCUAUUGAUAAUUUGCUAGAGCCAAUAGAGAUGCAAUCAUUAGAUAGUGUAGUAAGUUAUUUUGUGUUCUGGUAUAAUACCUUUGGCUUAUCUAGUGUGAUCGAGUGCCUAAGCAUUAGAACUAGUCAAUACAGUAUUUGA
Priceomyces carsonii is the source of this 531-nucleotide messenger RNA. RefSeq lists its product as uncharacterized. Bases 1 to 531 code for a protein of 176 amino acids. The record is from RefSeq and is a predicted model, not a curated record. The transcript has a single exon. Gene Ontology annotation, molecular function: ubiquitin-like protein transferase activity. Lineage: Eukaryota; Fungi; Ascomycota; Pichiomycetes; Serinales; Debaryomycetaceae.